UAAUCAUGUCUCAAUGUAGUUUUAGUUUACGGAUUACUUAUAAAUUGUAUAAAUAAAUAUACAUUUUCGGGAUGAUUCCCAAUAAUAAAAUAUUAAUGCAAUGUUUAGAAAACUUUUAGUUCCGGUGUAUUACAUAAUUUUAAUUUGCAUAAAUUCCUUUAGUAACACAAAUUGCAUGGCGCAAAAAAAUAUUAAUAUGAGAUAGUCCUCAUAUCAACUGACCAUUUUACUAUAAGCAUUAUUUUUGCAGUUGCUGAGUUCGUCUCAAUUUUGUUUAAUGAAGGGCCGGCCAGUGCAGUAUCAAUUGAGAGGAAUAACAGGAAAUAAUGCGCAACUCAUGAUUAAAUUACUAAUUUAUCAUAAAUCAACAUCGGUUCAUCUGCAUUUUACUGUCCAGCAGUAGUUUAGCCCAAAUUUGGGAGCAAUUUUAUAAGCCCGUCAGCCAAUUAAGAGAGACCAUCAUCUCAACCUGCCUCCAGGGGAGAGUGAACUAUUUAUAGACACAUCUCGAUGCGGGAGAACAAGCCAAACGGUCAAAAUUCCCAGAAAUGCGUGGCUGACAGAUCAAAGUUACUUAAUUAUUAAUAUUAGAAAUCCCUUUGCAUUUUGCGGCCAAUUAAUACCAUCGCCGUCGGUAUAUCGCUGUUGGUGUUUUUUUAGUCCAUUACUUUAUUGCGAUAUCACCACUAAAUCGGAGGAACGUAGUAUAAAAUAGAUGCAAAUAACUAUCACCUUGUCGUGGAGUCGAUCGGAAUGUGCGGAUAUUUCAGUCCUUCUUAUCUCCUGGAGUUGACACCUUAUCUUGAGAAAGCUCCGAGUGCUUGGCGAAGCGAGCGUCCCUGCGAGCAAGGCGUCGUACAAAGCCUACUUAAGGAGCCACGACUGAGGGUUUCUGCUCAUUCUCUCUCUCGCCACCGUCGAAGUAUAAAGGUCAAAAAAGUGCUCUCUCGAUCUUGCUCUUUUUCUUCCCAAGUUUUGAGCUGAAUUUAAAAGUUACAUCUACUUUUCUAGAAACUUGAAGAUUUCUUGCCAUGGCGAAAACACGAUCUUCUGGACGAGUUUUGCGAUGUCGUAGAAAGUCGUGCGGGAACGCAGACUGUUGUGUCGAUGUAGAAAAGGCAGUUCUAAAAUCAACGAAAAGGGAAACGAAUCAAAAGGCAGCAUCAAUUAUUAAAAGACCUUCGACGUCAAGCCCCAUCUGUACUUUUCAACGUCGAAGUUUAACCUCUGCUCGUCGAAUCAAAACAUGGCGAUUUGUUGAUUUGGCAAAGUCUAACCCUGGGCAAUAUGGAGCUUUUGGAACGGCAAAAUGGUUUCGGUCAUGGACAAACUUCAUCGAUGAGCCAGGGGUCGUCCACCAGGAAAAUGUGAUGAUAUGGUUUGCGCAAUUAAAUGAAAUUUUUCGUAAUUCGCAAUAUGGGAACUCCGAGACGGCAAAGCAAAACAGUCAGCCGACCAGGAAUCAGCAGAUCAAGAAAGAAAGAUCGUCAUCGAGAAGCGAGGAAAAAUUAUUCUUGAAAAAAUAAGAAACCCCGUCCUUGCGAAAACAGGAAAAAUCAUCCGUGCAAAAGGAGGAAGAAUCUUUCCUGGGAAAGAAGGAAAAAUUGUCCAUCCAAAAAGAAGGAUCGCCCUUGAAAAAAGAAGAAGACACGCCGACUGUAAAGAAGGAAUCGCCGACUGUAAAGAAGGAAUCGCCAACUGUAAAGAAAGAAUCGCCAAAAAUAAAGGUGGAAAGAAGAUCAUCGUCGUCCUUGGAUGAUGAGGGAAUCUCCAUUCAGCUGUCGGCCUCUACUACGGAUGUAUCUCACGCAGAUCAAGCUGAUGUCGAGAGUUAGGAGCCAUCAACGGCACCCCCAGCAGAUUCUUACACGUACUUUGCCGUAGUUCCGGAUGGCCAAUAUACUAUAAUUGACGGUCAAGUCAUUGAGGACUUAACUCACCUGACAAGAUUUAUUGGGGACGACCAUAGUGCUGCUUUGGCUUGCUACCAGCUAAUCCACGCAGGCAACGAAGGCGUCAAUUUUGGACAAGGAGCCGAGCCUAGCUUCGAACCAGACUUUGGACAAGGAGCCGAGACCAGCUUCGAACCAGAUUCCGGAGUUGGUUUAUCAUUCACAGAGAAUGACGAUGAUCCGUUUUUGAAGAUUGUACUUGAGGAAUUAGAUAAGUACUUUGAAGGGGUUUCCGCCGAGGAGAUUCUUAAAAUGGUGGCAAACUGUCAGCCAUGAUUAAGUAAAUGCUAUUUCUACUAAUUACUUCGAAAAUUUAAGAUUAUUGACAUGAAAUGAUUAUUAGUAUAAUAGUUUAAAUGUACAAAUAUUCAGGGUUUUAAAAUUAACAAUAUGAAUUUUAUGAGUCUUAAACCACUGAUGUUCUAUUAUUUCUAACAAACACAAUCAAUUUGACAAUAAAAUGAACUAAUAUUGGUUGAUUUAUUUAUAAA
Messenger RNA from Folsomia candida, 2443 nucleotides. RefSeq lists its product as uncharacterized. NCBI's taxonomy places the organism in Eukaryota, Metazoa, Arthropoda, Collembola, Entomobryomorpha, Isotomidae. The transcript is spliced from 4 exons. The record is from RefSeq and is a predicted model, not a curated record. The coding region runs from base 1032 to 1526 and encodes 164 amino acids.